Helicoverpa zea (corn earworm) is the source of this 585-nucleotide messenger RNA. RefSeq names its product aspartic acid-rich protein-like. The transcript is spliced from 4 exons. The record is from RefSeq and is a predicted model, not a curated record. NCBI's taxonomy places the organism in Eukaryota, Metazoa, Arthropoda, Insecta, Lepidoptera, Noctuidae. The coding region runs from base 1 to 585 and encodes 194 amino acids.
AUGUAUCACGACUGGGUGCGACGAAGUGUAGACUUGAUUGGCAGGCCAGCCGUUACUAAGGUCGCCCCAAACCACCUCGUAUUAAGGAGAACCACAUCUAACUUACAGCGUUUCGGCGACUGCGAUAGGGAAGAAAUGAAAUAUGAAAUUUUCACUGACAACAUUGACUUGCAGAAUAACGGCAAACUAGUAUACAACCUAACCAUACUGUCAGGCUUUGAAUACUCGUGUAUAAUCUUCAAAGCUUCAAGCGGUGACGACCCGGCAAAUGCUGUACCUAUUGUGAAACUUCGGAGGUGGUGCACCGGAUCAGCCGGACUCUGCAUGGGUGGCUUCCAAUACCUGGAGAUCCACUUCUUCGUGGAAAUAAAAUUCUUCACAAGCGUAGACUUGCGCGUUGUACCGUGGCCCGGUACUGAAUACGACAACAACGACAACGACGAUGACGACGGCGGCAACGACGACGAUGACGAUGACGACGACGACGACGACGACGACGACGAGACCCGACGCGAUACGACGAAACCGACGCCCAAGACGAAACCGCCGACGCCAAAUUUUGACGACAAAAAUGUAGUCUUAUAA